AUUACACGUAGGAAAACUUAUCUACUCAAUCAAACGACGUCGUAAAGUACGUACACUUUUCUAGUUCUACAAAUGGCGUUGUCGGGAAAUUCGCCGGUGACGAUAGAGCGCCGCCGAGAACGAUGCUUCAUUUUCGAUUUCGGAUCCGGUUCGGAAACUCUAAAAACCCGCUAAAUCGCAUUCCUCCAAUUCAUCUUCAAUUCAAGCUUCUUCAAACCCUAGCUAUGGCGGAUGUUCCUCCCAGUACCGGAAGACUCGUUUGUCCAUCCUGUUCGAAACCGGCUCGUAUCUGUCUCUGUUCGCGGCUCCAAAACCCUAGUCUCGAGAACUCAGUCGGAGUAAUCAUUCUUCAACACAGUUUAGAGAAAAAGCAUCCGCUAAAUUCUUCUAGAAUCGCAAAAUUAGGUCUCAAGAAUGUCGCGAUCGCUACCGUUUCCGACGUUAAUUUCGAGGCUCGAUUCACUAUUCGGUUGCCUGAACUAAAUUCUGAUGAAGAAUUUAGCUUCGGAAAUGGUCAAAAUGCUGCUCAAAAGCCUCAAAUUCAAGUACAGAAUCGGGAUGAAUCUCUAGUUGAUAAACCUACUUGCACAAAAUCUGACGAAGGAGCUGCGAUUACCGCUACGAUUGGGAAAUAUGGCGUCGUUAACUCAUUCGAUCACAUCUGGAUGCAUCAACCGAGUUUGCAGGAUCUUAAAAUCGAUGAGGUUUUCGCAUCUCCAGAAAUUAGGGCAUCAAUGGCGAAAGGAUUCAUCGUGAAGAAACUGCAGAAGCGGCAGGUGGAUGAAAGCAAGGAGCUAGAGGAAUAUGCUGAGUUCGAAAUCGAGGUUCCUCCCAAGUCAGUACUACUUUUUCCCUCUGAUAAUGCUUUUACAGUAAAUGAUGAUGAUGUUCAUGGUAGUGAUUUUCAUGUCAAUAAUUUGAUAGUUUUAGAUGGAACAUGGGCAAAAGCUAAGAGAAUGUACAAUGAAAAUCCUUGGUUGAGGCUUUUGCCUCAUAUGAAGUUGGAUUUAGAGAAGAUGAGCUUGUAUAGUGAAGUUAGACGUCAGCCUAAGACUGGUUUUUUGUCCACCAUUGAAAGCAUUGUCUAUGCCUUGAAAGUAAUAGGUGAUCACCCUGAGGGGCUGGAUGAUUUGUUGGAUGUUUUUGAAUCCAUGAUAGGAGAUCAAAGGAGAUGUAAAGAUGAGAGGUUGAGAAUCACUACUCAAAUUUAAGAUUUCCUCCGAAUCAAAAUGGGCAACACUGGGUUUGGUUCUCGAUGAAUAUGUAUUGACCGACGAGACGUCGAGAAGUGAGUAGUAGGCUUCUAUUGCUAUGCAAUGAUAGACAGGAUUUGUA
This is a messenger RNA of Cucurbita pepo subsp. pepo (vegetable marrow), 1335 nucleotides long. Its product is annotated as DTW domain-containing protein. NCBI's taxonomy places the organism in Eukaryota, Viridiplantae, Streptophyta, Magnoliopsida, Cucurbitales, Cucurbitaceae. The record is from RefSeq and is a predicted model, not a curated record.